CUGGUAUGAUUUUGUGCUAGCAUUAAUUGUCUUCCCGCCUUCUUGAUUUUAACGUCUCUAAAUGUCUGUUCUCUGUCCACCGACCACAUAUCUUCCACCGAUCGCCAAGAUCGCGAGUUUCUCCGUCACCCAGCUUCUCGAUGCCUUGACUUAUUUACAGUCACUUUACCAUCCAGAAGUCCGUGGCUCGCGUCGCAAACGUGUGCAGGCGCCUGUAUCUAAUGGAGAGCAGAAUCUAUGCCUUCCCCAUGGAGAUGACAGCGAACUCCAAGCUAUCCGAUCUGAUGCAUUCGAGCGCUCAUAUUCUAUUCGGUGGCUUACCACUCUAAUCGCACAGCUCGAGGUCUGGCAAGACUUAAGGCACUCCGAAGAAGUCUCAUUGGAUUAUCUUGGGACGCUAGAGCCUACCUUGGCUUACACAGAGAUACUCGUCCAACAAGCCGCGUCGCUACUCGCGAUCUGUGCCGGGGUCGCUGCUGCUGGAAUGGUCACCCGUAACUUUGUUUUUGGUUCUAUAGACGGGCAGAGACGAGUGGAAACUCAGCUCACAGAUAUUCCGCUGGACAACGAUGACUACGGGAGUGUGGGAGCGCAGACAUGGGGCGGGGCGUGUGUCUUGGCAGAAAUGAUUGUGGAAGAUCCUGAGCGGUUUGGACUGGAUUCUUCCUCUCACGUCCCUGAAUCACGCAGGCUCAACGUCCUUGAGCUCGGAGCAGGAACAGGGUUGGUUAGCUUGGUGGUUAUGAAAUUACUGGAUUCAUUGCCGUCUUUCAACCAUCGCGAGGUUCAUGUGGUUGCGACUGAUUUCCAUCCUUCUGUGUUAGCCAACCUCAGGUCAAACGUUGACGCGAAUGUCUCCUCCACGCACAAUCAAAUUACUUCAACCCAUUCCAUUACCACUCAUUUCCUCGACUGGUCAUCAUUCUCUACUACUCCUCGACCGGAUUGUCUUUCGUGCCCGUUUGAUGUGGUCCUCGGUGCAGACAUCAUUUACGAAGCCCAACACUGCGCACCUGUAUCUCCCGCCGCUUUUCAUCUUGUGAUACCACUUCGUCCAACGCACACAUUCGAGUCAGACAUGGUCGAGUCCGUGUUCCUCGAGGCGAGCGAUGAAUAUAUCACAUGUGAUGCCUAUGGCGAUUAUACGCGAGGACAAGGUCUCGAUGAAGACGUGGAGUACGUUUAUUAUAAAAUUGGCUGGUUUACAUAACGCACAAUUGUAGAAUCAUAUGCAUAGAAUCUAGAUCACAUAGAGUUGC
Suillus discolor is the source of this 1259-nucleotide messenger RNA. Its product is annotated as putative methyltransferase-domain-containing protein. NCBI's taxonomy places the organism in Eukaryota, Fungi, Basidiomycota, Agaricomycetes, Boletales, Suillaceae. The coding region runs from base 62 to 1210 and encodes 382 amino acids. The record is from RefSeq and is a predicted model, not a curated record. The transcript has 3 exons.